Molecule: messenger RNA, 705 nt
Organism: Mixia osmundae IAM 14324
Lineage: Eukaryota; Fungi; Basidiomycota; Mixiomycetes; Mixiales; Mixiaceae
Exons: 3
Coding region: 1-705 (234 amino acids)
Biological process (GO): vacuolar proton-transporting V-type ATPase complex assembly
Cellular component (GO): Vma12-Vma22 assembly complex; extrinsic component of endoplasmic reticulum membrane
Source: RefSeq, a predicted model, not a curated record
AUGGCGGCACGCAUGGCCAGACGACCCACGCUACUGUCCCGGCUGUCGUCGAGCUCCAUCCUCAGCUUCAGCGCUCGCACGGGUCCCACUCCGAUCGAGAAGGAAUUGAGAGAUCUGCUCGUACAGCUUGACAACUUGCUUGCUCAAUUGCUCAGCGCUUUGUCCGACUAUGAGCAAGCCAGACUACGGCUGGCCAAGCAGUUCCGUACAGGUUUCUUUGACCUAGCGCGUGCAAAGCGAUCGCUAGGCACCAGCAGGGUCAGUCCUGCCUCAUACAACAUGGCAUCUUCUGCACCGCUCCGUACUGUCCUCGUUGAGCAGCACGACCGCGUAUCCAUUUGCGUUUCGACAAGUGCGAAAGCUCUGAUGGGCGCCGUCUCUGCCCCGUCCAGUCCUGAGCAGGUCGAGAAAACUCGGCGGACUCGAACCCGAUCAGCCUCUGCUGCUUCAGCAAGCUCGAGCACCUCAAGUCUGACAGAGGACGAAGAGCCACGUGUCAUCGAGGAUCCCAUCAUGCAAUUCUCUGCUCUGCCGCCCAUGUCGCUCCGAGAGGCUCAAGCUGGCUUCGUCAGGGGCACCGAAGCAGUCUCCGAUGUCCUCAAUGCGCAGAUCGCCAUCACUCGUCUUGAGCACCAGAUUGACCAGCUGCGGCGGACCAUCGACGCCCUUAAGCGAGAUCGACCUGAGCUCGGACCUGCGUCAUAG